UAUGUAUCUAAUUACAAUUACAAUUUUACUUUAUUCCACUUCAAAUCAUCAAUUUCAUAAUUACACGUAGAAUAAAAUUCAAAAUCUAUUUUAUAUUUCAACUAUGUAAAUAUUAGGCUAAACACUGUGCAAUAGCUUAUGUUUUCAUGAUAUCCUCAUGCACAUUAGUUAGAACAAAUCUUUAUUAUAUUUACAUACUUUAAAGAAUAUAUUUAUUUGAAUUAUAUUAUUAAUACAAUUUUAUAUGUAUCUAUCGUGAAAAUCAAUAUUUGUAUAUUGUGAACAACAAAUAACCGCCAUAAAUAAACAAUGUUUGGCACGAAAUGGCGGAGCCAAUCAGGUAACAGCGAGGGUAUGGCGCGAGACACAUUUGUUACGAAACCGGUAUUUCAUAUCGUUAAACGGUUAAACUCUCAUAAAGGACCAAAUUCUUUUCGAACUGAAAUGGAUUUCCCACCAGAAGUAAAUUCAACGUUUUGGAAAGCUGGUAGAUUGAAAACAUUUGAAAACUGGCCUUUCCAAUCUUCUGAUAAUUUAUGUAAUCCUGACCAAAUGGCUUCUGCUGGAUUUUUUGCCAUUGGUAGCAAGGAAGAACCUGAUCUGGUCGAAUGUUUUAUCUGUUCGAAACAACUUGAUGGCUGGGAUCCUAAUGACAACCCGUGGGAUGAACAUAUGAAACAUCAGAAGGAAUGUCCCUUUAUAAAAUUAAAUAAACCUCAUGAGAAUUUGUGGACUGUACAGAAUUUAUUUCAGCUGUUUAGAAAAUACAAAGUAAAAGAAUGCACAUUAAAAUUGGAUGAAAGUAAAGCCAAGGCAGAAGAAGUAGCUGCAUAUCUGGCAAAUAAAAUACCCCAAAUUUAUAAGGAGUUGAGGAAAAGUUACAAAACUCUAAGUUAAUGUUAAGAAUUGCACAUACCUGUUUACAAUUUGUCCUGUGGCCUAUUCGCGCGACCAUCGUUUUACGCGUCAACAAAAUUCGCUUGUAUAGUAACUUCUUAAUCUGAUGAAAUCUCUCGAAAAAAGAAAUGAUAAUCCUCUUGAUAUCGAUUUAAGAUGAUUAAAAAAUGAAAUAAAGUAUAAAAGAAGACACAGCUUAUCGAGUUUAGAUAAUCUGCGCUAUUAAUUCUUGUCAAAUUGUUCAAUUUUAUCACAGUAAUACUUCAUUUCACGAUAUUA
This is a messenger RNA of Colletes gigas, 1176 nucleotides long. It is a transcript of the gene Det, whose product is annotated as baculoviral IAP repeat-containing protein 5. The transcript is spliced from 5 exons. Bases 310 to 897 code for a protein of 195 amino acids. NCBI's taxonomy places the organism in Eukaryota, Metazoa, Arthropoda, Insecta, Hymenoptera, Colletidae. The record is from RefSeq and is a predicted model, not a curated record.